AUGACAAUGAGGCAGCUCUUUCGUAUAUCAGUUCUUUUAGUGUUGGGUCAACUACUCUACAAAACAGUAACUCAGCGAUGCGGAUCCGAGAUAUCCAUCUUCGGCUGGAUGUUACGUGGACAUAUCUACAACACGAUGUUGGCAGAACUCCCGCAUACAUGCGUGCAAGUUUGUCGCGAAGACAAUCGAUGCCAAAGCUUUAACUGGGUGAUCUCUCUCCUCAAGUGCGAGUUUAGUAACAGAACUAAGGAAGCCAGACCUGAGGAUUUCAUUUCAGAUCCAGACAGAUUUUACUACAAACGUGAUAGGAACAGAGGUAAAAAACAGUUUACAAUUCAUUAUAAAUAAUUGCGAUGACUGAUGAAUGCAGAUUAAGGUCGAAGCAAUGGUCUCUAAUCAGUUGUCAGUCAAAUUUGGACAACCACAUAUCGGGAGUUAAUGAUAAAAAGUAACCCAUUCAAAUGCAACUGUCCCAAUAAAAGAGUACCGAAUGGUGAGUACUUUCCAAUUACUUGGGCGUCGAUAUCAGGGCAACAGAUAACCAAUCAGUUGAAGGAUUAUAUUAAAGCUGUGAUGAAGCUGCUUUCUCUAAAGCAUGAUUCAGGAGCACCCAACGACCAAUUUCUUGUAAAAUGCAUUAUUAUACCCCCAUUAAUGAAAAUAAAUGUUAUUAAGGCAUCUUCACGUGUUUUUUAGUGUUGCUGGGAAAAUAUUAUCUGUUCCUUUUUCCCAGCAAGACACACAAGAAAUUUCCCAGCCAGCUAGAUAAAAUUGGUUGGUUUCCCGGCCAGCUGAUCAAAUUUAUUUCCCAGCCAGGAAUUAGAUUAAUUAAUAUAAAUGAAAGGAAUAAUAAUAAUGAUAACAAUAGCAAUACUUAUAUUAAUGUGACUAAAUGUAAUUUAGGCAAAGGUAACCUCGAAACAAUGCUGGUUUGCAGUUUUUCCUGCUAUACUGGGGGUGGCCCGAUGCCUCUAGCAGGGGCACCUCGUGAUCUAUAUACGCAGUUGCUUGCUUGCAGUUCUUCGCAAAGUGUUGUUGCAAUAGCCUGCUAUUUGCGUGUCAUUCUGUUUUGUUUUUUUUUACAAACAGCUGUAAUUCUUGUGUUAGUAUAUGAUACUCUAAAUGUUCUGCUGUCUGGAGCAGUCUGAAUUUUGGGAGACUUUUGAGAGCCUGGAAAGUUAGCGCAGAAUUCAUAACACCUAGCAGCAUUGUACACAAGGCAGUUGUUUAACAUACUUGCUAGGAUAAACCAAGGUAAUGCCCAGUUCCUUGCUAUUUCCACAGCCUGAAAAAUAAUAUUAAAAAGGAAAAAAUAAGAGACAAAUGUUAAUUGACUACAGCCAGCAGCAAUACUGAUUGAGUGUGAUGUUUUCAGAUCUAGUUAUAGCCUUACUAAUCAAAGCUAUUGUUAUCACAGGGGCCCCACACAAAGUGCGUGACCCUUAGUAUUAUUGAAUUCAGAAGCAAUGUACGAGAAUAGCAACAAGUUCCAUAAUUAUUACUGUACUAUUCUGUGAUCAAAAUUAUAUUUUCAUAUAAGAUGAGGAUAAACCAACCUUUAUCUGAAAUGUUGUGCUGUUGUUGUUACAUUGUAUGGAUGGAAAUGGCAAAUUUUAGCGAUUUUUUCCUGAGCAAUGCAAGUCCUUGAAAUUGAAGGUUAGUUUAUUCUCAUUUCAUAUGUAAAUAGUUAUUGCAGAAUAGUACAAUCUUAUGGAACUUUUCGCAACUCUCAUACAUUUCUUCUAAAUUCAGUAACACCAAUGGUUACUUACUUUAUGUGGGAGUCCUGUGAUUGGUGGUAUUUGUAAAAAGUAGACUCCACCCCUUUAAAUUUUUAGGUGUAGAAACCUUACGCUUAAGUUGAAACAUAUUUAUUUAUCAUGAAUGUCUGCGCCAAACAACUAUAAAAAAAGGUUGAGGUAGCAAUCUAUUUGUUAUCAUGGUGCUGCAGUCAACCAAUUUAGCUAUAUUGUAUAUCUUUCCACACAACUGAAAAAUAAAAAAAAUUCCUUGAUUCGCCUAAUAUGACAGUCAUUAUUUAUAAAUUUCCUCCACACAAUACCAGAAUACUGAAAUGGAUGGAUAACAAGAUCAAGUAAAAUUUCUGCAGGCCAUAAUUAGGUCUAGCAGUUGAACUGGUCCAAAUGAAUGGACUUUUUCCACGCUAUAAAUAAUUUUUUAUUUUAUCAAAAUUUAAAAUGUUACCAUGAUUGAACAAACUGUUAAGCAUCUUCCUCCCAAUGACAUGGAUGUGCGUCCAUUCACAUUAAAGGAAAAUGGAAACUUAAUAGACAACUGAAUAGAGGGCCACAAAGGAAGCAAAGUUCUCAGUGCAAACCAUGAAUUCCCUAACUCAACCAGAUGGAAGAGAGAGGGUCAUAUAAGAAUGAACAAAAAAAGAAUACCCAACGUCACAAGCCUAACCCAACCUGGUGGAAGAGAGAGGGUCGUAAGAAUGAACAAACAGUGAAUGCCCAUUGUCACAAGCCUAACCCAACCUGAUGGAAGAGAGAGGGUCGUAAGAAUGAACAAACGGUGAAUGCCCAUCGUCACAAGCCUAUCCCAACCUGAUGGAUGAGAGAGGGUCGUAAGAAUGAACAAACAGUGAAUGCCCAUUGUCACAAGCCUAACCCCACCUGAUGGAAGAGAGAGGGUCGUAAGAAUGAACAAACAGUGAAUGCCCAUCGUCACAAGCCUAACCCAACCUGAUGGAUGAGAGAGGGUCGUAAGAAUGAACAAACAGAGAAUGCCCAUCGUCACAAGCCUAACCCAACCUGAUGGAUGAGAGAGAGUCGUAAGAAUGAACAAACAGUGAAUGCCCAUCGUCACAAGCCUAUCCCAACCUGAUGGAAGAGAGAGGGUCGUAAGAAUGAACAAACAGUGAAUGCCCAUCGUCACAAGCCUAACUCAACCCGCUGGAAGAGAGAGGGUCGUAAGAAUGAACAAACAGUGAAUUCCCAUUGUCACAAGCCUAACCUAACCUGAUGGAUGAGAGAGGGUCGUAAGAAUGAACAAACAGUGAAUGCCCAUCGUCACAAGCCUAACCCAACCUGGUGGAAGAGAGAGGGUCGUAAGAAUGAACAAACAGAGAAUGCCCAUCGUCACAAGCCUAACUCAACCCAAUGGAAGAGAGAGGGUCGUAAGAAUGAACAAACAGUGAAUGCCCAUUGUGACAAGCCUAACCCAACCUGAUGGAAGAGAGAGGGUCGUAAGAAUGAACAAACAGUGAAUGCCCAUCAUCACAAGCCUAACCCAAUUUGAUGGAAGAAAGAGGGUCGUAAGAAUGAACAAACAUUGAAUCCCCAUUGUCACAAGAAUAACUCAAUCCAAUGGAAGAGAGAGGGUCGUAAGAAUGAACAAACAGUGAAUGCUCAUCGUCACAAUCCUAACUUAGCUUUGUUUUGUACAGAGACAGAGUAUGACUAAAGAUUGUUGAAGAGGAGAAUUAAACAAUCUGCCAAGUAAAAAAGAAUUAGUGCCGUUGAAUUGGUCACAAUAACAAUUAAUUUUUACUGUCAAUGUAUGUGUUGAUUGAUCAGCUGUUAUUGCUGACACAUACACUGUAUGAACAGUAGUAUUAAUGUCUUAAUUAAGUACUCAAUCCAAUACAAAACAGCUGAGCAUCAGAUGCAUUCUGACAAAUAAAACCGCAGUCUGGCCAGAACCAACAAAGUUUGCUUAGUCAGGGAAAAGAAAAACUAUAGUUAACACCAUAGUAAUUCAUAUUUUAAUUCAUUUGCAUCCAAGCCGUCUUUUGCCAUCCUCACGUGCAAGUGGGUUCUUAUCAUUUGACAAUGUCCAUUUUUUCAAACUGAAGUCGUUAAUUGGGGUUUCCUUAUUUUUGGCUGAGAAUUUUAGCUUAUGGAAACCAAGCUAAAAGCGUGACACAGCUCUUAUUACUUUUCAGUGCAUGUUUGUUAUCUGCCUUCUGGCUACAUAUACAAAGGCUGGUUUCUAUGUUAACACAAAAACAGAGGCUUUGCUGGAGUUGUCGAGAGAAACAAACCGUCUUUUUAGCGAAAUAACUUGCAUUAAAAUAAGUACGAAUUUUUCUUGAUUCUUACCUUGUGUGUGAGGAAACACCGACUCGAUCCGGUGGCUGCCCACACGGCCUAACUGUAAACAAAAAUACUGCUGUCAGUUUUUUUAAAAUUUGUUGGCUCAGUUCGCUUCAACUGUAAAAGGUCAUCACGCACUAGACUAACACGGAUAACCGACUGAAAAAAGCAUUAACAGAACUAAAAUAAGAAGCCUUACCUCCGAAAACGCUGAACACACACUACAGGGCGCCGAAACUUAAAUCUGUGAAUGAAAAUACAAAUUACUGCUGUUAGAUGCACUCGAUUCGUCUCAAUUCAGUGUAGAAGAACAUCACGAGAACUUCAGCAUACAGAUAAAAUAACAAUGGGAAUUAAUCUUACAUGUAAAUGAGGAAAGUUUUUCGAUCUGUACAUGUGCAGACAUCCGCGCGCUUUGAAAUCCCUCGCAAAAAUAACGGACACAAAACCGGUUUUUUCCGCGAACGCGAUCUCUCUGGCCAGCCGUCAAAUGUUUUGUCACUACUCUCGCGGGGGAGGGAAGGGAUACUUUUUUUUCAGUCGUCCUCGGUCUUCAGAGUUUCUAAGCCAGCUCGGCUUGAAAUGCUAGAAAAGUCAGUAAUUCCCAGCCAAAGCCUCUAGCAAUAAGAAAUUUCCCAGCCAGCUCAUUGGAACACCUAAUAUUUUGCCAGCCAGCAAGAUUCCUAUGGGGAACAGAUAAAGUGAGGAACAGAUUCGUUGGGUGCCCCUGAUGAUUAACUGUCUAUCAAAAUUAAUAAUAAACGAAAUUAUAUGUCUUCUUUCAGUACCUCUAGGUUCUAUUCCUGAACUACCGGCUGAAACCUGUUUAGAAAUAAAAAUGAAUGAAGGUCAUGCAAUCAGUCGAAAGUAUUGGUUUUCUUCCCUUAAAACUGGCACGUCCGUUCUUGCAUACUGUGAUAUUAAAACUGAAGGUGAGUUUUAGUUUUUAAAGGUAAGGUAUGGAUGAGUGGAGAAGGAAAAUCAAAAAAGGGAAAACUGAGAAUGUUUUGAGAUGAAGAGAAUAAGUUAGCCUAUAAAAUAAUCUUCAAAAAGAAUAAUUCUCUUCUAUCAACGUAUUUUCGAUUUUGCGAUAGACUAUUAAAUUUCCUUUGAGGUGAACGGUUAAAUUGUGAACAGAUUUUAGAGUUAUAUUCCGUCUGUUGAUGUUAAUGGCGUAGGGAGUAAAUGAGAAUUCGGUGGAAAUAAAAUAUUUCUACAGCAAAGAAGUAGUGGCGACUGGGGCUGGAUAAUUUGUAGUGCAAGUCUAAACCGUCGUUCAGUCCUGCAUGCUUUAUGCUAUAUGCCAAAUGCUUGGACGUACUUUAAUGUUGCAGGUUAACGUUUUGGUAUUAUUUUCGGUGCUCUCCGCCAAAACUACCAAAAUAGUACUAAUUGUUUCUGUUUCUGUUGAACUGGGGGUGGAGAUGGAAUUCUUUGAUCAGUCGCAGAUGCAAGAUCUACCUUUCAUGAAUACAAUAGAGCACAUUCUAUGCUCAUCCCAUGAAAAGCGUGAUCGUGAAAAAAAAGGCCUUCAUGGGCCCAGGCAAGGUCAUAGUGUUGAAUCAAUGGUUAAUUCUGGGUGGAGAUUGUUAGAAGUUGUACUGACACGGGUAUACUUCCGUUAACAAUGUGAACGUUCCUUUGCAAACCUGAGUCCAAUCUAUAGUUGUUUGUUAACAUUUAAUAGGUAUUUUUAUUUCUUUUGUCAUUUAACCGGAAAUGCAUAAUAUCAAUUGAAGUAACGAUAAAUGGUAUAAAUCCAGCCUCGUUCCCAGCCAUCUCCUGCGAUUUCGGAUGUGACGUCACCUGUCAAGCUUGUCGGGAAAAUUCACCGAGGACGUCCUCGCGCUAUCGUGCUCGGUUCUAAACCUCCUCUGGUUACUCGGAUAGCGCGGACUGGCCUGGGUACGAGGCUGGUACAAAUCAAGUUUUCUCGCAUAGAAUCCGAGCUUAAUAGUUUGCCAUCUUGUCCAGUUAACAUGCUAACACAUAACUUUAGCCUGCCAGCAAUGGGAGAGCUUGUUCGCAGGGAACUCGACACCCAACCCUUGAUUUUAUUAUUCAGAUAUCGACGAAUGUGCUUCUUCUGUCCCUCUUUGUGACGUCAAUGCAGCUUGUACCAACAAUGAUGGAUCUUACAUCUGUACUUGCAAGAAUGGAUUUUCUGGUGACGGGAAAACUUGCAAAGGUAGGAAAAGUUGUUUCGACGCAAAUUUUACCAGGAUUUAGAUUCUUUUGCGACACCAAAAGAACUUUCUUCAUCGCCCCAUGUAGGAGAAUCCCAAUUCCGGAAUCCGUGAAAUUUUUGCUUGCGGAAUUCAGAGUACAGGUCAAGGGAUCCGGAAUCCCACUAAGGAUUGGAAUUCAGAAUCCAGAUUCCAUUGACAGAGACUGGAAUCAAGUACCUGGAAUCAGGAAUCCACAGCCUGGAAUCCAGAAUCCAAUACUGUCUUGGAUUCCCUUACAGGGGGCAAAUUCUUCAAGUUAAAUCCUUAAUUUCAAUGACAUAAUUUACAUUUGCACGCCUUGAAUUACCUUAAGUAUGAAGAGUUUGUAAAUAAUUCUUCUAGCUUGCAUUCGUCUCCAACAUUUAAAAAUAGUCACCGAACGCCUAGCUUAAGGUCAUUAUUUUUAAGAAGGCCAUGGAACAAGAGUUAGUGGAACGAAUAACAAUAUACUGUUCAAGAUCGGUGUCCACAAUAAUGACCCGCUGUUUCUAAAAGAUCUAGAAAUGGAAAGGUAAUUUUUAGACGGCCUAAGAGCGAAGUCAUUAUCCUACGUAUAUAAUACAGGAUUACUAAACGUUAACUGAAAUACACAACAAUUCAAAUAUAAAGAAGAAAAGGAAAAAGUUACUAUGGUAACAGAUUCACAAAUAAGCCUAUUGAACUAAUACGAAAAUGAACAAUUAUACAAGUAUGCUCAAAUACGGAAAAUUUUGAAAUAAAUUGUUUGCAUAGGCUGUAAACACUGAAAUAAAUUGUAUGUAAGUUAAAAAAAAAAGUGUUUGCAGGAAGACGGAGACACAAAAAAAGUUGCUUGCAGCAGGAGCCGCAUAUAAAAAAAAUGUUUGCUUGUGAAUAUUUCCAAAUAAGGAUACUCGGGUAAUGGGAGGACAUGUUCUGGCAAGUGGAACAGUGUUAUCUACAAACAAAGUGUUUAUGCUAAAUUUGUCUUAGGCAAUACAUUUGUAUAUAAAGCAAUCCCUUAAGAACUCACAAAAUCUUAAUCUUAUGACACUAAAAUGUAUUGUAACCAGAACUCACAGGGGGUUGAAAGGUUAGCAUUAGAUAACAUCGAGUGAAGCCAGAUUGGACACCUUAUGAAUUUUACACAACGCAUUAUUUUCAUAAUGGAACGAAACUGGGAUGUAGAAUGAGGCUAGAAUAGCUGGAAAAACCAAAACUACAGAGCGCCAGUUAUGGAGAGAACACAGUAGAGAGUUAAGCACUGAUCUGCAGUGAUUAGGGUUAAGCACUGAACUGAAAACGGUUAGCUUUCAAAUAUUGUAAUGGGGUACGGCAUAUNAGCGCCAGUUAUGGAGAGAACACAGUAGAGAGUUAAGCACUGAUCUGCAGUGAUUAGGGUUAAGCACUGAACUGAAAACGGUUAGCUUUCAAAUAUUGUAAUGGGGUACGGCAUAUAUAAGAACAUGUAUAUUUUAAAAAUUACUGGAUUUGGCAGCUAGUCCUCGAUGGUGUAGUGGAUAUGGAUGUAGGCUAUAAAGCAAGUGACCCAGGUUCAAAGCAUUACACUGGAGUUUUUCUAUUUCACUUUUAUAUUACACAGUAAAGUUGGACUUAAGUUGUUCUUCAUGUAAUUUACUGAAAGAAACAAUCUGACUUCACUCGAUGUUAUCUAAUGCUGGCCGCGUUGAAACGUGUAACUCGCAUUUAAUGCUCGUGAAUAUUCAAUAGCUCACUUCGGAAAAGAGUGAUAGCCUGGGACCCAAACUAAGCCGUUUCCAGCGAGAAUAUCAGCAGAAUAUGUAUGUUUUCUUCGGAACGCUAAUUUGAAGCUGUUUCACUGUGCAUUCUUCUGGUUUUUCUCGAGGUAAAAUCACCCCAGGAACAUCUUCCUUCAGCUUUGGCUAUUUUUACCCCGCUGAAACAUUCCACUUCUCUUUCCGCCAUGUUUGUUUACAUUCGCGUCUCACCAAAUAAUCCCAUAAAUGCGCGCGUAUCUAGUUUGGGUCCCAGGCUAUCACUUUUUUCGGAAGUGAGCUAUGUUAACAUAUUUGGAAACCUUAGUGAAGGAUAUCCAUUUUCAACAAAAUUGCUACCGCGCGAUCACCAUGUGGUGGUUUUAAAACAGGCUGCAUUUCAAGAUUAAACAUACACCGUUCAAAGACAAAAAAUGGAAAGAGAAAGUGCUCAAUUUUCUUUUUGUGGAGCCAGUAACGAGAGCCUCGACUCUGGUGCCGCGUCAACACUACUUUUCGGUUAGUAAAACAGCAGAUUUUUUAAACCAUCCUCAAACAAAAGGCUACACAAAAAAGGAAAAAUGCAUACCUUCUGGGUCCUUCAAGCACUACAGGAUCCGGGAUUCACCCCUAUAAUUGGCUGUGAAGCAGCCAAAUGGAAAGAAAAGGGGGAAGAACACAUUUGCUUAAUUGGCACUAGGGGUCCUCCAAAACAGACUUGCCCGUUAAGGACAAAAUGAAGCAGUAAGCUUCGUAGCAAGGGAAAAAAAAGGCCUUGUAGGCAAUUACCAAAUUCCCUUUUUUAUACCUUUACAAGAAGGUUAAAAAACAUUUUGUGGAAAGCGUGAGUGGGCUUGUCAACUCUUUCACAGUAUUUUCAAUUUUACUGCACAUUCAGCGAAUAAGAAUAAAAAUAGUAUUAAUUCCCUUUAUUUUAAAUAGUUGAUCAACAAAAAGGUGGACCUCUGGGGCCUGUGAGGGAAGUGAGCGCACCCGUCGCACCCCGCUCCCUACGGGCCUGUAUUCAGUAAUAUCCAAUAAUCCAAUAAUAUAGUCAGCAUCUCCAACUUCUGGGCAUGACCUGAUUGACACAGUGACGUAGUCUGAUGGCAGAAUUAUUGGCGGAAUCCAAAUUUCCCUAAAAGUACACAUUAAGCAGAAAAAAUACUUAAAUAGUAAGUAAAAUCAAGAAGCUGGCUAACAUAUAAUUACCCUUCAAAUAGAAGUGAUGUCAUGGUGACGUCGUUUAUUACCGAAAAGGAACUGGAACCAACAGCUGUCUUGGAUCCGGCAUUCUGAAUUGUUUCAAUGAAAAUUACUUGAGACAAGUGUCAAUCAAGGAAUUUUUAACACGAAGCUAAGGAUGCUUAGCACUAAAAGCAAAAAAAGUCUGCAAAAUAUGCAAUUUCGAGAAAAACGAACACCGUUAGAAAUUAAACCAUUAAUAGUUAUCACAGGAGAUUUGUUAUGAAAAGCGGCAAACAUCAAUUUUUUUUAUUAUAAAAACAACGGUGCCGCAGUUUAUGUUGGAAGCUUCCUGAAGGAGCACAAUCCUUUGUUUUCUGUUGGCAAAUUCUGACGGAAAAAAUAAAUUAAUGCAACGUUUUUAUUGGUCAAAAUGCUAAGAAUGCAACGUUGUGCACCUUCAGGUCCACAAAAAUACAUAACAAAGGACUUAGACUGGUUUCAUAACAAUUUCACUACAUUAACUAUGAUUGAACUCAGAAUAUACAAUUUAGUCAUGUUACUAAUUUUUUUAUCUCAAACUAGUCACUAGCCUGCGAAGCGCAGACGCAUUUCCGGUCGUCGCUUCUCUCCCUCCGAAAAAUAGCGUCUGCGAACCCGAGCGACAAAACGAUUUCCGUGACGUAAAACAUUUUUAGCCAAUCGCGGUUUAGCUCUUAAAAUCAAGGAACUAACUCGCGAGACUUCUCGCAGGAUCGUGCGCGAUGGAUAUGUUUUCAAGUCGAAAUUGAAAGGACGACGUGGCUUGUGUAUAGCCGUCCUUUUUUCUCAGAACGACGCGUUUACGAAAGUUAAUUUGCCAGGAUUGUGGGACUGAUUGACGAAAUAAGUAUCAAGAGGAUUCAUAUCGAAGAAAAGAUUAGAGGACAUUUUUCAUCUAUUUGCCUACGGAGUCAAUGAUUUAUCAGACGUAGUUGUUUUGAUCAUAUUCGAAACGAUAACUGUCCUAAUGACAGUAGACGCAUCAUGCCGUUUGUUGCUUCUGUUCCUUUCUGGUUCCUGGCAGGAAAGUAUGCCUUGGAGAACUCUUCGAUAGUUUGUCGUGUGCCGUUUUAGAUAUUUUUUAGUAGAUAUCCUUUAUCUUUGAAAGGUAGGACAUGUGGUAAUUGAUUUCCCAUGCGUGGUUGCUUCUUGGUUCAGAUAGAACUUUGAUCAGAUCGAAAGCAUUUUAUAUUUGCUCCGGUAUAUUUCUUUAAAUACAUGUUCUUUUCAAGGUUCUCAUUUCCAUAGUUUUUUGUGAGAUGAGUAGAAGCGUCGUAGCUGAAAUGUCAUUUUGACUAUGAUCUAUUUACUGCUGUAACUAUUUAUUUCACGCUGGGUCUGGCCCAGGUUUAUAAUAUUUCAGAUCAUUGUGUUGUGGCGAUACUAGAAUUAUUAACGAGCGAUUGUUAGAGAUUUCUGAAUCAGUCAAGGAUGUGUCUGUGUAAUUGAUUCACCACCUUUUGUCAGCGCUGGUUAAAUUGAAAUAAAUAAGUCUGAGCGCGAUGUCAUUAAGCUAUGUUGCUUUCCUUUCGCUGUAGCGAUUAUUUUGUCCAGGUUUUGUUUAUGUCACGUACUACCGUAUUUUAUAAAGCGAAACCAAAGGCCCACAUCACAUACAUAGCUUAAGAAGCAGUUGCUUCAUAAAGAAGUCAGCAUUCAACGUCGCAGGAAACCUUGUUAUGGUCGUGAAAUUCACGUUCCAAAGCGUAUUUGGUAAUUCUCUCCAAAAUCCAAGACACUUCAGCGCGCGAGGUCGCGAGGAGUCACUCGAGCUGUAUUCUAUCCUUUGAUCUGAUUGGCCUACAUCAAAACAAAAGGUUUUACGUCACGGAAAUCGUUUUGUCGCUCGGGUUCGCAGACGCUAUUUUUCGGAGGGAGAGAAGCGACGACCGGAAAUGCGUCUGCGCUUCGCAGGCUAACUAGUCACUAAAGAACCAGGAUUUCGUCAACAGUGACAAUAGUUCUUUGGAAGAAUAAUGUUUAAUUAAGUGUAAUUUAUCCAGUAGUAAAAAUAUUUAACACCUACUUUCUUAAAAAAGGCAACUGACUUUUGAAGAAGAUGGCCAACAAGACGUGGUUGCCAUGGUUACGUCAAUGUAGACGUAUUCGUCACGUCCACUUUUUAAAAUAAUUUCUAGGAGAAGUCACUAAGUUUAGUCGUCAUAGCUUGAACGGUUUUGAAGUUAUUCAUCUUCAAAUCCCCCCCCCCCGGUCAGAAUAGCACAUAGAAGGCCAUAGCUACCCACUAUAUCAUGAGUAUCAACUUAGUGAUACAUGACCUCCAACACAGUUUUGUGUUUGAAUUGUAAUUAUAUACAAUCAAACUCUUUCAACGUAGACCAGUGCGUUUUUACUUGUAGUAGAGCAAAUUCAUUCAUCUUUUUUUUUUAUUUUUAGACAUCGACGAAUGUUCUACCAACUCUCAUAGCUGUGACGUAAAUGCGGUGUGCGGCAAUAUUCUGGGUUCUCACACAUGCGCUUGCAAACCAGGAUACUCGGGUAAUGGAAGAACAUGCUCUGGUAAGUUGAAUAGUGUUAUUUAAAAACAAAGUGUUUAUGCUAAAUUUGUCUUUAGCAGUAUAUGAAGCAACUACCCCACGCAAAAAAAACACAAAAUCUGAUGACACUAUUGUGUGUAACCCAGUUAAACGGGCAACUAUGGGUUUUCAUAAAAAAAUACAUCAUGAUCAAACUAAAAACUAAUCUACACCAGAUGAAUUUCUAAAAAUAUGUCUAUUCGAUAAAGUUGUAAAUAUAGUUUCUUUUAUGUGAAGACAUAACUUUUCUUAUUGUAACGUAUUUAUUUCACAGUUUUGCGUUUGAAUUAUACAAUCAAACUCUUUCAACGUAGACCGGUGCCUUUUUUACUUGUAGUAGAGUAAAUUCAUUCAUCGUUUUUUUUGUUUGUUUGUUUUUAAUCAGACAUCGACGAAUGUUCUACCAACUCUCAUAGCUGUGAUGUAAAUGCGGUGUGCGGCAAUACCCUGGGUUCUUACACAUGCGCUUGCAAACCAGGAUACUCGGGUAACGGAAGAACAUGCUCUGGUAAGUUGAAUAGUGUAAUUUAAAAACAAAGUGUUUAUGCUAAAUUUGUCUUUAGCAGUAUUUGAAGCAAUUACCGCACGCAAAAACUCACAAAAACUGAUGACACUAUUGUGAGUAACCCAGUUAAACAGGCAACGAUGGGUGUUCAGAAAAAAUACAUCAAGUAAAAUACACCAGAUGAAUUUCUAAAAAUAUAUCUAUUCGAUAAAGUUGUAAAUAUAUUUUCUUUUAUGUGAAGACAUAAGUUUUUUUCUUGUAACGUAUUUAAUCGUGUUACUCCAAAAUUCGAGUGUAAGCAUAAUAAAGAUUAUGUAAGUAUGUAUGUAUGUGUGUAUGUAUGUAUGCAAACUAAUUGCUUUUAAUUUCUUAUAAUUGUAACACCAUGUUUGUAUGUAGAUAUCGACGAAUCCUCUACCAGUUCUUACAGCUGUGACGUUAAUGCGGUGUGUAGUAAUACUGUGGGAUGUUACGCACGCGCAUGUAAAGCAGGAUUCACAGGCGAUGAAAACACCUUCACUGCUGAGCCGUUUAAUUGAUAUGUUUGUUUUUUGAGUAAACCGGCAACAACACAGCAAUACAACUUUCUUUAUUUGUACUCUUCUUGCCCUUCCAAUAAUGUUUUGGCUAGAUGGGGAAAAAAAAAAAUUACAGUAGAAAUGACCGCUUGGAGUAAACGAACAGACAAGCGAUGUCAGGCAGUCAGAUUAUGAAAGCAAUAAAGUACAGGCGCCGGUUGUACAAACGCUGGAUAGCGCUAUCUAACAGAUAAAUCACUAUUCAGUAGGUGAGUAUGAGGUAAGCAAUUGCGCUAUCCACUGGAUAGAGAUUUAUCGACUGGAUAGGGUUAUCCAUCUUUUGAACAACUGGGGCCAUGUUGGCAAGAUGCGCAAAGUCGUAAGAUAUGCGUAAGUGCGACAUUUUUUUUGUCCAAUAAGUGCAACAAUAUAGAUUAUUCAAACCUGCGAUCAUUUUUCCUUUUAUCAAGCUUAAAAGAAUUAUUCCGUUUAACUUGUUUCCCCUUUGCAACGAAAACGGUUACAAAGGUUAUGAUUACGCUUACUUGUAUUGUUCCUUUUUUGUAGACAUUGACGAGUGCAGCCGCGGUACUCACAACUGCCACAGUUCACUUGCUUCAUGUACAAACACAGUGGGAUCCUUUAGUUGUUCAUGUAACAAUCCUUACACUGGAAAUGGCAGAACUUGCAAUCUAGCAUCAGGUAAUCAACUCGCCGAAUAUUAGGAGGAUGUCCAUUCACUAGACCGCUAGUCGGAGAAAGCAAAACUUGCAUUAAUAUUCCAUACGGUAAUUAUUAUCACCAAGAAUUAGGAAGAUGUCCAUUCACUAGACCCUUAUUUACACUCGUUAGAAGUAUGUUACUCUAACCUUAUUUGUUUAAAGAGGGUUUUAGUUUAAAGCUAAUACUACCCACAUCUCUUGUCGACGAAGCCAGAAGCGAGAUCCGGCCAAUUAAUCAAACUCAAUUUCUUUUUUAUUAGCCACUCAAACUGCCUAACAAGUAUAUGUAUUGCGGGAAUGACAUGAGUAUUGUCAUCAGCGCGCGCUAUUGUGUCUGCAAUUCAUUCGUCACAAAAUCUUUUUCUGGUCGUUUCCCCUUUCGCUUGCCUCAUUAAUUACGACGAACGAAUACAUGUGUCGAUCAUGACCAGCUUUGAAGAACAAGAUAAUGGAAAAGUUUCCUUUUUUAAGAUUUCUAAUGAUUAUAAGCGAAUACUUGUAUCGCAACUAGUGACUUCCACUUGUAGCGAUCGGAUCGUCCAUAAGUCCGAUUAGAUUGUGAUUGAACUCGUCUCGUAGCUAUGAGACUAAACCAGCCUUUUAAUUACUAUGAGUUUCUCACAUUUCUGGAUUUUUUUGUCUCCCGCAACCUCUUAUAUUAAGCGGCAAUAUUCCAAGCUAGCGGUUUGGCGAUUAAAAACGGACCUCUUCUUAUAGACAUCACUGCAAUAAUGCACUGCAUAAUGGUAGUCAGUUCUUGGUGUUGCAGAGAAGAACACUAAUCAAUACCCACAACACAAAACCAAAGUGUCGGUUUCCGCAACACCAAGAAACACCCAAGAUAAGAUAUAUACAGUUCAGUACUCCAUAAAAAAAAGUGGACGAGUACGAUUUUUAGUCGUCCUUCAUGAGAACUGGUCUUUAAACUGUGUACUUGAGGUUGUACAAUAUAUUUGCAUAAUUAUAUCUGACCAACCUUUGUUGUUUUGGUUGCUUUUUUGUUCCGAUUUUAUUGUUAUUUUUUAUCAUUUUUUUAUUUAGCAAUCCUAUUGAAAUGAAAUAUUAUGUAAUUUAUAGUCAUAGGUUAUCAGCCGACCCCAUAAAAUGGCUUUUCAGCCAACUUCACAAUUACAAUUUGAUAAAGCAUAAUUAUCUACUUUACAAUAUGUGAAAUUUAUCGCAGGAAAAGACUUGAACAGAAAUUUUUUGGUGUUGAACGCUCAAUGAAACUAAAUGACAUUGACGAGCAAAAUUAAUCUCUGGCGCUCUAAUUGAGUACUGGAGUACUGCGUAUCAGGCGCUUGAGAAAUAUGGUUUCUAUGGUGGCCAGCGAAACAAAGGAGAGAGAACGCGCAAGCAAGCGGCAAAGCAGCCUUUCUAUCUCGCCUCAGCCUAUGAAAGCAGUCGUUUCUUCUCGCGCUCCUCACCGCUCGGGACAAGCGUUGUAAAACAUUUUAACCGCAUAGUUAUCCAAUGCUUCCCAGCUUCUUCAAGUUUUUAGCGGAGCUCUCGCGCGCGAAGCGCGCAGCGGAGCACCAUGGGUAAGAAAAUGUGGUAAACUACCCAUCCAAGAAAAUUUGGUAAUCACGUGACCGUACACCGAGCGAGCGAGCGAGCGAGCGACCGGCCGUCCGCACCACAGGCAUACCAAUGUAAAAUAAUUCAAUCAACAGGUAUGGCAACCCAAAUGCGACUCAAAGGUUUUAUUUAGAAGAAAAAACAACAACAAAUUNCCCCAUAAAAUGGCUUUUCAGCAAACUUCACAAUUACAAAUUGAUAAAGCAUAAUUAUCUACUUUACAAUAUGAGAAAUUUAUUGCAGGAAAAGACUUGAACAUAAAUUUUUUGGUGUUGAACGCUCAAUGAAACUAAAUGACAUUGACGAGCAAAAUUAAUCUCUGGCGCUCUAAUUGAGUACUGGAGUACUGCGUAUCAGGCGCUUGAGAAAUAUGGUUUCUAUGGUGGCCAGCUAAACAAACGAGAGAAAACGCGCAAGCAAGCGGCAAAGCAGCCUUUCUAUCUCGCCUCAGCCUAUGAAAGUAGUCGUUUCUUCUCGCGCUCCUCACCGCUCGGGACAAGCGUUGUAAAACAUUUUAACCGCAUAGUUAUCCAAUGCUUCCCAGCUUCUUCAAGUUUUUAUCAUUUUAACUAUUGUCUUUUUUAAUGUCAGAAUGUCAAAAUUACGGGAGUCUGAACAAUGCUGACAGGAAUAUAAUUUAUGGAAUGCCCAACCGUCAGUGUGACAGAGGUAUCGGCCCUGGUUGGUUUCGUUUUGAAGGGUCCGCCGGCACAAGAAUGCCAACUUCAUGUCCACCUACCAACAGGUGUGACACUGAUGCAACCGGCUGGUUGAAUGGUGGACACCCUACAGUAGCAGACGGUCAGGUCAACAGGACGGUGUGUUUUCAUUGGAAUAGUAACUGCUGUCGAUGGUCAACAAACAUCAAAGUGAGAAAUUGUGGUUCAUAUUAUGUGUACUAUCUUAGUGGUACACCUGGUGGUUGUUCUCUCCGUUAUUGUGGCACUAACUAA
Messenger RNA from Porites evermanni, 16020 nucleotides. The record is from the annotation of a GenBank genome assembly. Lineage: Eukaryota; Metazoa; Cnidaria; Anthozoa; Scleractinia; Poritidae.